AUGCCGCCAAAAAAAGAUAAACCUUCAGGAGCCCAAUAUCGAAAGCGUAGAGCUCAAGCUCAAUUAGAAUUAGAAAAAAAUACUCAUGUUAAACAUAAUAAUGAAGAAACGUUGACCUCUCCUACUUUAACAUAUUUUCCUUGUGAUGAUAAUAAUUUUGAUAUUGACAUUAAUAGUAAUAAAAGUGCAUUUGUGAACAAAACAGUUGAGAUGAGCGAUAAACCGGUAACCGAUGUUUCAAAAUCUGUUGCAUUUAUUUCUCAACCUGAUUUAUUCGACCCAUAUUUAUGGCCAGAUAACAGACAGAAUAACUUAAUAGACAUAGUUAUUAAAAUGGGACCACGCAAUAAUGACUGGAAACAUAUGACAACAAUACUUAUUUCUCAUGAAAAAUCACCUGAGCAUUUUACUGCAUACAAAAAGUGGCACGAAUGUGAAUUAAAAUUAAACCUUGGUAGAUGUAUUGAUAAUGACCUGCAACGAGUAAUGAAUACAGAAGUUCAAUAUUGGAAAAGUAUUUUAGAAAGGUUAAUAUCUAUAACUUUAUACUUAUCCAAACACAAUCUAGCUUUUCGAGGAUCGUCUGAUAAACUAUUUGAAAGAAAUAAUGGAAACUAUUUGGGGUUAGUAGAACUUUUAGGAAAAUAUGACAAUAAAAUGAAAGAACAUUUAAAUCGAAUAACUACACAAAAACUCAAUCUAACUUAUUACAGUAAGGAUAUUCAAAAUGAACUUAUAAAUCUAAUGGCCUCCAAAGUUUUAGAAAUUAUUCAGCAAAAAGUACAAGUCGCAAAAUAUUUUUCUGUGAUAUUAGAUUGUACUCCUGAUGUCAGCCAUUCUGAAAAAAUGUCAUUUACUAUAAGAUUUGUGGACGAAAAUAAUGGCAAUUUACAAGUAGCUGAGCAUUUUAUUGGUUUUAGAGAAGUUAGUGAAUCUACUGGAGAAAGCCUUACUGAGUUGUUGCUUAAGACACUAAAAGAAAACAAUCUUGAUAUAAUGAACUGUCGUGGUCAGGGUUACGAUAAUGGCGCGAAUAUGAAAGGUCAUAAAAAAAGGUGUUCAACCUCGCAAUCCAAAGAAUCUAUCACUCUUUUUGGAAUUGUACAACAGAUAUUUGUUUUAUUUUCGGCUUCUGUUUACCGUUGGCAAGUACUAAAAUCACACUUACCUAACUUGACGGUUAAACCAUUGUGUACAACCCGUUGGGAGAGUCGCAUAGACAGUGUAAAAGCAAUUCGAUAUCAAACAAAAGAAGUAUACGAUGCAUUAAUUGAAGUUGCGGAAUCAUCUAAGGCAGAUGCUGGUACAAGGAAUGAAGCAAGCAGUUUAGGCAAUCAAUUACUUGACUUCAAGUAUCGAGAAACAGGGUACGCAGAUGCGUCAAACUCUUCAAGAGAAAUAGCAGAGUCAUUAGGUAUAGACCCAAUUAUAAAAGAAGUACGAGUAAGACACACAGUCAGAGAAUCUAUAAAAGAAAGAUUUACUCAAUUUGAAAAUCAUAAGCAGUUAUGGGGGUUUCUGUACAAUUUAGAAAAAUUACCAUCUUCUGAAUAUCUUUUGGCAUGCUGUAAAGAUCUGCAUGGAGCACUCUCGGAAGGAGAUAGUGCUGAUAUAAAUUCCGUAGAGCUUUACAGUGAACUUAAACAUCUGAGUUCACUUUUACCAAUUGGCAAAGGAUCCCCCAAAUCAGCGCUCCAGUUUAUACACGAUAUGAAAUUAGUUGAUAUAUUCCCUUACACAUGGAUAUCUCUAAGAAUAUUGCUGACGAUUCCAGUUACUGUAGCAUCAGAUGAUAGACUUUCUUUGUUAGCAAUUUUGUCAAUUGAAAAUGAUUUAGCCCAAAAAGUAAACUAUGAAGAAGCAAUCAAACAGUUUUCUGAAUUAAAAGCUAGAAAAGUUAAGUUUUAA
Sipha flava (yellow sugarcane aphid) is the source of this 1908-nucleotide messenger RNA. RefSeq lists its product as uncharacterized. The transcript is spliced from 7 exons. NCBI's taxonomy places the organism in Eukaryota, Metazoa, Arthropoda, Insecta, Hemiptera, Aphididae. The coding region runs from base 1 to 1908 and encodes 635 amino acids. The record is from RefSeq and is a predicted model, not a curated record.